Molecule: messenger RNA, 1747 nt
Organism: Protobothrops mucrosquamatus (brown spotted pit viper)
Lineage: Eukaryota; Metazoa; Chordata; Lepidosauria; Squamata; Viperidae
Gene: TFE3
Product: transcription factor binding to IGHM enhancer 3
Exons: 10
Coding region: 96-1601 (501 amino acids)
Biological process (GO): regulation of transcription by RNA polymerase II; regulation of osteoclast differentiation; positive regulation of DNA-templated transcription
Cellular component (GO): nucleus
Molecular function (GO): protein dimerization activity; RNA polymerase II cis-regulatory region sequence-specific DNA binding; DNA-binding transcription factor activity, RNA polymerase II-specific
Source: RefSeq, a predicted model, not a curated record
CACCGCGCUUGGAUCCCACACCCGUUUUCGUCCCGUGAACCGCUGAGAGUCCCCGAUUGCUUUCCAGGCAGCUCCAGUGGAGGUGGGGCGCGGGAAUGAUGUCCCAUGACACGAGCGAGCGGCCCCCCAACCCAGAGCCGCCCCCCGCGACUGUCUACGUGUUAGUGGAGGACCCACGGUCGACGGACGCCCUCCAGCUGCUCAGCCUCAGCUCUGUGCCUCCAGAGUCUGGUAUCGUGGCCGACAUUGAUUUGGAGAACAUCCUGUCUCUGAGCAGCGAGAACUUCUACCAACUCAAGAGCCAACCCAUUGGUGUCAGCCCUCCAAGGGCCCCAGCUGAAAGUCCUAACAUGUCAUCCCGGGUUCUACUCCGGCAGCAGCUUAUGCGGGCACAGACGCAAGAACAGGAACGUCGGGAGCAGCGGCAGGCAGCACAGUUCACUCCUACACCGGCUGCACCAGCCACACCGGCUAUUUCUGUGAGCCCACUAGCUCGCCCUGCACCUGCCCAGGUGCCUGUGGAGGUAUUGAAGGUUCAAACCCACUUGGAGAACCCCACAAAGUACCACAUCCAGCAGGCACAGAGACAGCAAGUCAAACAGUAUCUUUCUACUACUAUGGGGAGCAAGAUGUCAACCCAGGCAUUAUCCGGAACUAGCCCUGGUGCACCCACCUGCUCACCACAGGCUGUUUCAGGUCCUGAGCCCCCACCUGGUUUGGCUCACCAGCAGGGAGUGGCAGGAAGCACUGGCAGUGCCCCCAAUAGCCCUAUGGCAAUGCUCAACAUUGGUUCCAACUCUGAGAAAGAAAUUGAUGAUGUCAUUGAUGAGAUUAUCAGCCUGGAAUCCAGCUACAAUGAUGAAAUCCUGAACUACGGUGGCCUACAGAUGCCCAGCACUCUGCCAGUCUCUGGAAACCUCCUGAAUGUGUACCCAGGAAUGAUGGAACCAGCUGUAACUGUCAGCAACUCCUGCCCGGCUGACCUUCCCAAUAUCAAGAGGGAGAUGUCAGAAAAUGAAACCAAAGCAUUUCUGAAGGAAAGGCAGAAGAAAGACAACCACAAUUUAAUUGAACGUCGUCGUCGAUUUAAUAUAAAUGAUCGAAUUAAAGAACUGGGGACCCUCAUCCCCAAAUCUAAUGAUCCGGAAAUGCGCUGGAAUAAAGGGACUAUCCUGAAGGCCUCAGUAGAUUACAUCCGCAAAUUGCAGAAGGAACAGCAACGCUCCAGGGAGAUGGAGCUGAGGCAGCGUAAAUUAGAGCAAGCUAACCGCAGCCUGCAGCUACGAGUACAGGAGCUGGAACUUCAGGUCCAGAUGCACGGGCUGCCUUUGACUUCCACCCAGGGGCUUCUGGCACAGUCCUUGGGAGGAGAUCCAAUUCCAUCAUUUGCAGAGUCCCUGGACCUGCCCUUUUCAGCGGAAGAGCUGGGUCUGGGUCUCGCACUGGGAUCUGAUGGGGGAGCCCUGCAAGAUGUUCUCAUGGACGACGGGAAUGCUCUGUCCCCACUGGGUGCCUCGGAUCCACUUCUUUCCUCUGUCUCUCCUGGUGCCUCAAAGGGCAGCAGCCGCCGUUCCAGCUUUAGCAUGGAAGAUGAUUCAUGAUGGCAGCCCUUGGAUGGAAGAGCUGUUUUACAUGUCUUGUUCUGACCCAUUGCAGACUGCUGCUUACACUCAUCAGCUUCAAAACUUGGAGGCUGCUGUAGGCUAUAACCCUCUGGAAGUACCACUCAUUUCAUAAUAUUCUGUAU